AUAGUUCUAACUGCUCGAUUAACCUCUGUAUUCUUAACCGUGGCACGUCUCAAAAAUGAGGUUGGAGAAGUGCUACUUUUGUUCGUCUACGAUCUAUCCUGGACAUGGGGUACAGUUCGUCAGAAAUGACUGCAAGAUUUUCAGAUUUUGUCGAUCAAAAUGCCAUAAAGCUUUUAAAAAGAAGAGAAAUCCCCGUAAGGUUCGUUGGACUAAAGCUUUCAGAAAGUCGUCUGGUAAAGAAUUGGCUGUCGAUCCAACAUUUGAGUUUGAAAAGAGAAGAAAUGCUCCAGUUAAAUACGACAGACAAUUAUGGAAAAACAGUAUAAAAGCUAUGAAGCGCAUUGAAGAGAUUCGAGUCAAGAGACAGAAUCAACAUAUUAUUAAUAGAUUGAAAAAAGGCAAAGAAUUAAGAAAAGCAGAUGAUAUAAAGGAGGUAGAAAAGAACAUGCAUUUGAUUCGAGCUCCGGGUGCCAAAAAGAAGAAGAAAUUGGAAGCAAAGGUUGUUCAAGUUGUUGAAGAAUCGGAUGAGGAAAUGGAAGAAAUCUAAUUUAACAAACUUGUUAUAUUUUUUGUAUUAUAAUUAUGUUUUACUUUUCUGCAAUAAAUAUAUUGUAUUGUUAAAUAUACAAGAAUUACAAAAGAUGUCACUACAUGUCUUGCCUAUAAAAACUGGUGAUCG
This is a messenger RNA of Dimorphilus gyrociliatus, 679 nucleotides long. NCBI's taxonomy places the organism in Eukaryota, Metazoa, Annelida, Polychaeta, Dinophilidae. The record is from the annotation of a GenBank genome assembly.